Molecule: messenger RNA, 2688 nt
Organism: Dichotomopilus funicola
Lineage: Eukaryota; Fungi; Ascomycota; Sordariomycetes; Sordariales; Chaetomiaceae
Product: WD40-repeat-containing domain protein
Exons: 2
Coding region: 1-2688 (895 amino acids)
Biological process (GO): maturation of SSU-rRNA from tricistronic rRNA transcript (SSU-rRNA, 5.8S rRNA, LSU-rRNA); ribosomal small subunit assembly
Cellular component (GO): Pwp2p-containing subcomplex of 90S preribosome; small-subunit processome
Molecular function (GO): protein binding
Source: RefSeq, a predicted model, not a curated record
AUGAAGACAGAUUUCAAGUUCUCCAACUUGCUGGGGACCGUUUACUGCCAGGGGAAUCUCUUGUUCAGCCCCGACGGAACGCACCUGUUCUCCCCCGUGGGCAACAGGGUCACCGUCUUCAAUCUUGUCGACAACAAGUCGUACACCCUCCCGUUCUCCCACCGAAAGAAUAUUGCGAGACUCGGGUUGACCCCGCAAGGCAACCUGCUACUAUCGAUCGACGAAGAUGGCCAGGCCGUUCUAACUCACGUCCCCCGCCGGGUUGUCUUAUACCAUUUUUCUUUCAAAUCGCACGUUACGGCAUUAUCAUUUUCACCCUCAGGGCGACAUUUCGCGGUGGGAUUGGGGCGGAAGAUUGAAGUCUGGCACGUCCCAUCAACACCAGACGCCGAUGCAGCCGGCGAACUCGAGUUUGCGCCGUUUGUGCGCCACCACACCCACACACAACACUUUGACGAUGUACGGCAUAUCGAAUGGUCGAGCGACUCGAGGUUCUUCCUGAGCGCAUCCAAGGACCUGACCGCGAGGAUAUGGAGCUUGAACGCCGAGGAGGGUUUCACGCCCACCGUCCUGUCAGGCCAUAGACAGGGCGUGGUGGGCGCCUGGUUCUCCAAGGACCAGGAGACAAUCUACACGGUCAGCAAGGACGGGGCGGUCUUUGACUGGCAGUACACGACGAGGCCGGGCCAGGAUGAGGACGAGAUGGUGGACGAGUCGGACCUGAAGUGGAGGAUUGUCAACCGCCACUAUUUCAUGCAAAAUUCGGCCAAUGUCCGAUGCGCUGCGUUUCACCCGGAGUCCAACUUGCUCGUUGCCGGGUUUUCGAACGGGAUCUUUGGGCUGUACGAGAUGCCGGACUUCAACAUGAUCCAUACGCUGAGCAUAUCACAAAACGAGAUCGACUUUGUGACGAUCAACAAGAGCGGGGAGUGGCUGGCAUUUGGAGCCUCCAAACUUGGACAACUUCUAGUGUGGGAAUGGCAGUCCGAGUCGUAUAUCCUCAAGCAACAAGGGCAUUUUGAUUCGAUGAACGCGCUAGUGUAUUCACCCGACGGACAACGGAUUGUCACGACGGCAGACGACGGCAAGAUCAAAGUGUGGGACAUUGAGUCUGGGUUCUGUAUCGUCACCUUCACCGAGCACACGAGCGGGAUCACGGCAUGCGAAUUUGCUAAGAAGGGCAAUGUACUCUUUACCGCGAGUUUGGAUGGAUCGAUCAGGGCGUGGGACCUGGUCCGGUACCGGAAUUUCAGGACAUUCACCGCGGGCGAAAGACUGUCCUUCUCCUGCAUGGCGGUCGACCCCAGCGGUGAGGUCGUUGCCGCGGGCUCGAUCGACUCUUUCGAUGUUCACAUUUGGUCUGUCCAGACCGGGCAAUUACUCGACCGGUUAUCCGGCCACGAAGGUCCGGUGUCCUCGCUUGCGUUUGCCCCGAACGGCGGACUGCUAGUCAGCGGCAGCUGGGACCGCACAGCGAGGAUAUGGUCCAUCUUCGACCGGACGCAAACCAGCGAACCUCUACAACUACAAUCGGACGUCCUAGAUAUUGCGUUCCGGCCCGACUCGCUACAAAUCGCCAUCUCCACGCUAGACGGCCAACUAUCGUUCUGGUCUGUGUCCGAAGCCCAGCAGAUAUCCGGCGUGGACGGGCGCCGCGAUGUAUCGGGCGGGCGCAGGAUUACGGACCGCCGAUCGGCAGCCAACGUGUCGGGCACCAAGAGCUUCAACACAAUUCGCUACAGCAUGGACGGGUCCUGCCUCCUAGCGGGCGGCAACAGCAAGUAUAUCUGCCUAUACUCGGUCACAACCAUGGUGCUCCUCAAGAAAUUCACUGUGAGCGUCAACCUGUCGCUCUCGGGCACGCAAGAGUUCCUCAACAGCAAAUUGAUCACCGAAGCCGGGCCGACGGGACUCCUGGACGACCAAGGCGAAGCAUCCGACUUUGAAGACCGCAUUGACCGUUCCCUACCCGGCUCCAAGCGCGGCGACCCUUCAGCGCGGCGCAAGACGCCCGAGGUGCGGGUAACAGGCGUGGCCUUUUCACCCAGCGGUACCUCGUUCUGCGCAGCCUCGACCGAAGGCCUGCUGAUCUACAGCCUCGACAGCACGGUGCAGUUCGACCCGUUCGACCUCAACAUGGAGAUCACGCCGGCAUCGACGCUGGCCGUGCUCGAGCGCGAGCGCGACUACCUGAAAGCUUUAGUCAUGGCGUUCCGGCUCAACGAAGCCGGGCUCAUCCAGCGGGUGUUCCAGGCCAUCCCUUACACGGACAUCGGGCUUGUCGUGGAGCACUUCCCCACGGUGUAUGUGGCGCGCUUGUUGCGGUAUGUAGCCGCGCAGACGGAGCAGUCGCCGCAUGUUGAGUUUUGUCUGCUGUGGAUCAAGGCGCUGGUCGAUCAGCAUGGCGCGUGGUUGACGGCGAACCGGGCUAAGGUGGAUGUGGAACUGCGCGUAGUGGCGCGGGCGGUGGCCAAGAUGAAGGAUGAGAUCCGCCGGCUGGCGGACGAGAAUGUCUACACGGUGGAUUACCUGCUUAGCCAGGCGGACCGGGAGGACAGGCCAGCGUUGACGACGGGCGAGAUUGAAGGGGGUGAUGGGAUCAAGGCGCUAGCCUCGACGAAGGAAGUAACAAUACACGAUAUCAUGCGGGAGGAUGAGAGUGAGGAAGAGUGGAUUGGGCUAGAAUAG